Molecule: messenger RNA, 2045 nt
Organism: Musa acuminata subsp. malaccensis (wild Malaysian banana)
Lineage: Eukaryota; Viridiplantae; Streptophyta; Magnoliopsida; Zingiberales; Musaceae
Source: RefSeq, a predicted model, not a curated record
CACUCCUCCCUCUGCUCUACAAAUCUCGAGCCCCGGAGCAGCAUCCUGCCCUCGUUGAAGUCUGCGCCCUCCAAUGGAAUCGGUUCAUGAGAGUGCACCAGCUGCUAAGAUACUUGUUGGAGUCUCGCUUGAUGCCCGAGCGAGCUCACAGCUUCUCUCAUGGGCAGUCACAGUAGCCGCUCGACCAAAUGACACAGUUAUCGCUUUGCAUGUUCUUGCAGUUCGGAAAGCAGAGAAGAGGCUGAAGUCGGAGAGAAGUAGUUUGCGACAGGCUCAGGCAUCUGUGAUCUCUGCUGUUGGGGAGUUCGCUGGAGUCUGCCAAACUAAGCGGGUGAAGUUGGAGGCAAAGGUCAGGACUUGUUCGAGCGUUGGAGAAGGACUUGCCGACGAAGCGGCACUGGUUGAGGCCAACCUUCUUGUUCUCCGCAGAAACUCAUUUGAAAUAGUGAGAUAUUGCCUCAAGAAUGCUCCUGAAGGCUGCUCCAUUGUUGGUGUGGAUGUGGAUGUGGAUGUGGAUGUGCAAGCUCUGCCUAGAAAAGAUGGUGAUGUAGACUCCUUAACAUACGAUGAUAACAACAGUUCCUCGAGCUCGAGAUUGACAUACAAAGAUAACAACAACAACAUGGUUAAUGCUCUCUCCCCGCUGCGCAAGUUCUUUGGAUCAACUUCCAAGAGAGAAAGAAGGCACUCUUCGAGCGAAAGCAUUUGUGAGAAGGAAUCACCUAGAGGAGUUCUGGAAGGGCCAGAGGCAGCGAGCACCCCCGCAGACGACUGCUCGAGUUCGUCAAGCAGUGUCGUCGGCCGACGUAGCCACACCAACAACUGGAGGCGGCUAUCUGUGGCGAGGCUGUUCUUUCCUUUGCCUCCCUCGCCGGAGGACUCGAUAAGCAUGGAGGGUGAUGCAUGUUCAUCCUACGCUGAGGAGGUGAAGCCUUCCUGGAGGUGCUUUUCCUACGAGGAGAUCUCGCGCGCUACAAACAAGUUCCAUCCGGACAACUUGGUGGGGAGAGGUGGAUUCGCGGAGGUGUUCAAGGGAAGCCUUCGCAGUGGCCAGAAUGUAGCAGUAAAAAGGUUGGCCAAAGGCGAAGGGGACCAGCUGAAGGAGAAGGAGUUCCUGGUCGAGCUCGGCAUUCUUGGGCAUGUUCGGCAUCCAAACACAGCCAACUUGAUCGGGUGCUGCAUCGAGAACGGGCUUCAUCUGGUCUUCGAUUUGUCUUGCAAUGGAAGCUUGGCAUCAGCUCUGCACAGUAAACAUGGCAGGGUUUUGGAGUGGUCGGCGAGGUACAAGAUCGCCAUAGGUAUAGCCCGAGGCUUGCAUUACCUUCACAAAUGCUGCAGGCACCGGAUCAUCCACCGCGAUAUCAAGGCUUCCAAUGUUCUUCUUGGCGCAGACUUUGAACCCCAGAUUUCAGAUUUUGGACUAGCAAAAUGGCUUCCAAAACAAUGGACUCAUCACUCUGUCAUCCCAAUAGAGGGCACGUUUGGGUAUCUGGCACCGGAGUACUUCAUGCAUGGGAUAGUCGAUGAGAAGACCGAUGUCUUUUCAUUUGGUGUUCUACUGUUGGAGAUUGUUACUGGCAGGAGGCCGGCGGACACCUCAAAGCAGAGCCUGCUUGUGUGGGCCAAGCCACUGAUGCAGUCUGGAAGAAUAGCUGAGCUAGCUGAUCCCAAGCUGGAAGGUAAGUACGACAUGGAUCAGAUGCAAAGAUUAGUGGUCACUGCCUCAUACUGUGUGAGACAAUCAUCGAUUUGGCGUCCACCCAUGAGUAAGGUGUUGGGUCUCCUAACUAAUGACCGUGAUUCAGUGGAAGCACAGAUACGGAGUAUUCCUGAAUGCCAGGUUGAUGAGAUGGAUGAUUACAAUUUGGCUACAGAUUGUUCCCUCGACUACUAGCCAUCUGUUUUGGACUAUGAUGGAAUUUUGUGUGUUGUGUUUUCUUUUUCUUGGAGUUUCUUUCUUAGGUUUUAGAGAUUGUCAUGUAAUUAUUAUUGAAUCAAUGUUGUACUGAUCGUCUCUUUUAUGAUGAGCAUAGUUUUGAGCUUUA